CCUUUGUCCUUCCAGCAUCGCCGCUGCGAUGUCCUCAGCCGACGUCGCACAGGGCGCCAUCGCGCCGUCAGUGCCAGAUGAAAUCCUCUCCGCGCCAACGAACAUCACUGCUGUUGAAGAAGUCAACGACGAUCUGCUUCAACGACUUCCCUACGAGAUACUAACCGAUGUCAUGAUGCGCCUGGGUUCCCCGCAGUGGGUGCUCGCGGUCGCGCGUACUAGCCAAUACUGCUGCAACACGCUGCUGGACGAGAAGUCGCAGGGGAUCUGGAAGGCGAACAGGCAGGCGGUGGGCCUGCGUGAGCCGCUGCCCAUUCUCACGGAGUCGGCGUACGCGGCGUUCGUGUUCGAUGGGGGUCCGUGCGAGAUAUGCAAGAAGCACACCGAUAACAUGUAUACGUCGUUCGCGAUCAAACUCCGCCUCUGUAAUAGGACAGAGUGUCAGACGGAGAUGCGUAGCAACAUCACCACCACAAACGGCGAUCAAAUGGACACCGCCAUUAUGUCGUGGACGCCUUCAAUGGAGGAUCACUCGUGGAUGGGUGAGCUCACCAACAUCAACUACUGGCCGACCUUCCGAGCGCGCCUCCGCACCGUCGACUACCAUGCAGCGCAGCAGGCAUUCACCAUCGAAGUUGCAUCUCACACGGUGGCUGCAGGAAUUGUGGCUGCGGCCAAGAGCAGGCACGCCAAAGAGAUAGAGCAAAACCAGCUAGCUAUGAAGUUCGCCGUCGACUUGCAGCUGUGGAAGAAGCAAUAUGCGGCUGCUGGGCAGGCAGUGAAGUUCUCGAAUCACGAAUUCUCGAAGAAGUUUGCCAAGCAGGAAGGCUUCGAAUACUGGGACCUUUGCGCGACGGAGACCUACAAGGCCCUCCUCCGCCACAAGACCAUGGUCCACGAGCGCAUCACCGACGACGACGCCAAGGCGCACCUCUUCGGCAUCACCGCCGAUCUCACACGCAUGCGCACGCGCCGCGACAACCGCAAGGCCGAAGAGCAGCUCCGCGCGAACCGCGCGACGGUCGAGAAGCACUACCACGGCUACUGCGCGCGCGAGGUCAUGCCCAGCUGGCCCGCGUUCUGCGCUCUGCCGCUCAUAGCGGAGCUGAUGAAGACCGUGAAGGAGGUGAAUUUGGCGAAGGCGCUGAGGAAUCAGCCGCUGCGGGGCGUGCUGGAGGGCGAGUUGGAGGCGUGGCGGGCGAGGGCGAGGGAGGCGCUCUGUGCGAAGGCGGGGCUGGCGAACGAGGUGCCGGUGAGCUCGCUCCGGGCGCAUCCGGUAGAGCAGGUGAAUGUGCGGUUCACGUGUGGGAAGUGCAAGGGCGUGCAGAGGAAGUAUGAGUACGACGAGAGCCUGGACUUUGCGGGGGUGUGCGCGCAUGUGUGUCCUGCGCAGAGUGGCGGGAAGAGGAAGAGGCAUGAAGAUGCAUCGUCGAGCUUUGAUAACUUCGUCUUUGAUGUGAAGGCGAGCGAGGCGAUGACGGAACUCGUGCGCGCGGCCGGGCUCGAUCCGUCGCGCAAGGAUCGCGCGGCGUCGCUCAAGGCGGUGGGCAGCGAGCUGCUCUGCAAGUCGUGCGUGCCACCCUUGGUGCUGCACUACUCGAGCGUUCUCGGCCACGCUCACCGCCACGAGCACAUGCAAAUCCAGCGCAUCACCUCUCAAGACGCAAUGGACCGCCGCUCUCAUCCCAUCGUCCCCGGCCUCACGCGCGCCCUCCUGCAUCUGCACAAGCCGCAGGGUAAACUUCGCCAGCUCAGCAACGCGAAGGAGUUUAGCUGCCGGCACUGUGCAAAUGGCGCGGACACGGAUGGAGAGGGCGUUGCUUGUGGUAUGGGAUGCGGACGUAUUUUCCCGACGAAGAGAUUGCUGAAGAAGCAUUGGGCGUUGCAUAAGAAUGGAGGAUGCGCGGACGACCCUAUGGGCGAUGCAGCGAACCCAUCAACUUCAACUGCUGCCGCUGCUCCUGCGACUGCGCCGUCCGCUACUGCACUUGCGGCCCCUGCUGCUGAAGGGACAGCCGAGCCGUCUACGCAAACAGAGAAGCCGAAAACUGGACCUCGUAUGUUCACCUUCAAUGGCAUGCGAUCCCACCUCGCCGAAAAGCACCAAAUUGCCUUGAUCCGCGACGAGGACUAUGAAUGCCACCGCGAUGCGAGACAGCUGAAGAGCAUUAUGCAGGCGGUGAAGGAACAGCCGCCUGCGAAGAAGCCGUCGGCGCGGAGCUGUGUGGCGGCGUGAGGGCGCGGGAGUACAUUGCGGCCUGAGGAUGCGACGUUGCAUGGCGGGUUGUGAUGCCAGAGGUGUUUCUCUUCUGCGCUUGUUGUCUUGUCUUCUUUCUGCUUGAUCUUUUCUACAGUGUACAAUAUGAACCUGUGUCAUUGUUGGCGUCUUCAUGCCUCGUUUGCUUCUCAUGGCCGAUUGACCUGGUGAAUGCUUUACGCACGGCAAUGCGCAAGUCAUUCUACUUUCGCACGCCUCAACUCGGUCCCUUUCGACUUUGUCCCUCUCUCUCACUUGCUAUUGACGGACCUACGGACUUCGCAUUAGCUGCCGCACGUCGAUAAGCCUCAGCAUUGCUUCGAUCCAUUCAAGUGCUUGUCUCGCG
Molecule: messenger RNA, 2603 nt
Organism: Schizophyllum commune H4-8
Lineage: Eukaryota; Fungi; Basidiomycota; Agaricomycetes; Agaricales; Schizophyllaceae
Exons: 13
Coding region: 29-2236 (735 amino acids)
Source: RefSeq, a predicted model, not a curated record